Molecule: messenger RNA, 2400 nt
Organism: Cokeromyces recurvatus
Lineage: Eukaryota; Fungi; Mucoromycota; Mucoromycetes; Mucorales; Mucoraceae
Product: Cullin
Exons: 9
Coding region: 61-2358 (765 amino acids)
Biological process (GO): ubiquitin-dependent protein catabolic process; protein ubiquitination
Cellular component (GO): Cul3-RING ubiquitin ligase complex
Molecular function (GO): ubiquitin protein ligase binding
Source: RefSeq, a predicted model, not a curated record
UUUUUUUUUUAUUAUUUUUAUUUUUUUCCAAUAUUUAUUAUUGUAUUUUAAAGUAGAAACAUGUCCUUAAAAAAGGGAAGAAUUAGACCUGUUAAACGUAUGCCAGGUAUUGACCAUGCUCAGGAAUAUGAAGAAGGAUUUGAAAUUCUUAGUAAUGCUAUUACGGUUAUAUUUAAAAAGCAGGCAAGAGAGUUGUCAUAUGAAUUAUUGUAUCGAACAGCAUAUAAAUUGACUAUUCGACAAUUUGGUGAGCGCCUUUACCAUGAUGUUGAAAAGGUCAUUGCUGAUUACCUGGAAACGAUAGCCGAACAAGUGAUUGUACCUGCUUUCGUCAACUCAUCUAAUGAAACAAGUACUGCGGAUGCAGGUGCCUCUUUUUUAAAAACAGUUAAAAAGGUUUGGGAUGAUUAUACAACAGCCAUUGAUCUUAUUUUACAGGUCUUAUAUUACUUGAAUGAAAGACUGCCAAAAUACAAUCUACCAAGUGUAUAUGAUAUGGGUUUAAAUUUAUUUCGUGAUAAAGUAGUUAGAUCUCAAAAAUAUCCAAUUCAAAAACACUUGAUUUCAGCCAUGUUGACUCAAAUUCAAUUAGAACGUAAUGGUGAUGUUAUUGAUCGAAGUGCACUUCAAUCUGCCGUAGCCAUGUUGGCUGAAUUAACUGAUCCAGAGACGAACAAUACAGUUUACGUAGUCGAUUUUGAAGUAGAUUAUUUAGAAACCAGCACUUCAUUUUAUCAAAUUGAGAGUCAAAAAUUGGUUUCAUCUUAUGAUGCUCCUGAAUUUAUGCGAAAGGUGGAAAAAAGGUUAGAAGAGGAAUACGAAAGAACAGUUCACUGUCUAUCAAUGGGAACAGAAACAAAAAUUCGAACAAUUGUAGAAACUCAAUUGAUUGCAAAUAAUUUGAAGACCUUGAUGGAGAUGCAAAAUUCAGGACUUGAAAGUAUGUUAACAGCAGAUAAAUAUGGAGAUUUAUCACGUAUGUAUGGCUUAUUUUCACGCGUUCCAGCUGGUCUGAACGAAAUGAGAGGAUUUAUAAGUGACUAUAUUUUAACUAUGGGUGGCGAAAUUAAUCAACAAACGAUGACAGAUCUAAAAUCGAAAACAACCGAGAAAAGCUCGGGCAGUAUUGCUAUCAAUUGGGUUUUAGAUGUAUUAAGGCUUCAAGAUAAGUUUGAUAAGAUUUUAGAUCAAGCUGCAAAUAAGGAUAAAACAUUUCAAACAGUAUUUAAUGAAGCAUUUGAGAAAUUUAUUAAUGAAAAUCAAAAAUCAGCUGAAUUUAUAUCAUUAUUUAUUGACGAAAAUUUGAAAAAGGGACUUAAGGGAAAAUCAGAAGAUGAAAUUGAUGAUGUACUUGAUAAAACAAUUACAUUAUUUCGAUUCUUACAAGAUAAAGAUAUAUUUGAAAGAUAUUACAAGCAACAUUUGGCUAAACGUUUAUUGUUUAACCGAAGUGUAUCUGAUGAUGCUGAAAGGAAUAUGCUUUUGAAAUUAAAGAGAGAAUGCGGCUAUCAAUUUACAACUAAAUUAGAGGGUAUGUUCAACGAUAUGAAAUUAUCUUUAGAGAUGAAUGCACUAUUUAAGGAUUAUAUUGCCAAGUCAACAAAUGAUGAUGAUAAAUUGACAUUUGAUACCUCUGUUACUGUCUUAACAUCUACUUUUUGGCCAAUGAAUAUCUCUGCUUCACCUAAAUGUGUUCUACCCUCUAACAUCAUAAAUGCCUGUAAAGCAUUUGAACGAUUUUACUUUGAUCGUCAUAAUGGUAGAACAUUAUCAUGGCAACCACAAAUGGGAACAAGUGAUAUUCGAGCGUAUUUCAAGAAAAGCAAGCAUUUACUCAAUGUUCCUACUUAUGCGUUAGUCGUUUUACUUUUAUUUAAUACACAUGAUACACUUAGAUGGGAUGAAAUCAAACUACAAACUCAAAUUGCUGAUAAUGAUUUAAAACGAACACUACAAUCAUUAGCUUGUGCAAAAUAUAAAAUAUUGACAAAGAGUUCAAAGGGACGAGAUAUUUUACCAGAUGAUACAUUUACAUUUAAUGAAAAUUUUACAUCCAAUUUAGCACGUAUUCGAAUUCAAGCCUUAUCAUCCAAAGUAGAAAGUGAAGGAGAACGUAAACAUACACAAGAUAAAGUAGAUGAAGAGCGUAAACAUCAAGUUGAAGCAGCUAUUGUACGUAUUAUGAAAGAUAGAAAGACGAUGGAACAUAAUCUCUUGAUUGCAGAAGUAACAAAGCAGUUAAGUUCGAGGUUUAUGCCUAGUCCAGUUAUGAUUAAAAAACGUAUUGAAGCUUUAAUUGAUCGUGAAUAUUUGGAAAGAAGUACAGAAGAUAGACGUUCAUAUCAUUAUUUAGCAUAAUAAAAUACCAUUUUUUUUUCUUUGUGAUAUAUAAAUACAUUU